This is a messenger RNA of Nicotiana tabacum (common tobacco), 1351 nucleotides long. RefSeq lists its product as uncharacterized. NCBI's taxonomy places the organism in Eukaryota, Viridiplantae, Streptophyta, Magnoliopsida, Solanales, Solanaceae. The record is from RefSeq and is a predicted model, not a curated record.
CCAACCAACAAGGCAUAGAGCUUUCUUGGAAAGCGCACCGUUAACAGAUUCAGUUAUAAUCUGAAAUAAGCGCUCUUUCACGGUUCAAUUCAAUCAUUUAGAAGGGGAAAAAAAUAAAAAAUAAAAAACGCAGCAGACUCUCAAGAAUGGCAGGCGCCUCAACGCCGGCAACCGGAAAAACUCUCUCUUCAGGAUCAAUGGAGAGACGAAAAUUGGGUGUUUCAAUCUCUGAUGUUGUGUCUCAUUUUGGUACCAGUGGAAUGUCUGUUGCUGCUGCUACUGGCAUCACUCAUCCUUUAGAUGUUAUAAAAGUUAGACUGCAGAUGCAACUUGUUGGUCAGAGAGGUCCUUUGGUCGGAAUGGGGAGGCUUUCUCUUCAAGUAGUCGAAAGUGAAGGGCUGAAAUCCUUGUAUCUAGGAUUGGCACCUGCAUUGACGAGGUCAGUUCUUUAUGGUGGCCUCCGUUUAGGCUUAUAUGAACCAUCUAAAUAUCUCUGUGAAUUGGCUUUUGGGUCCACCAAUAUCUUGGUGAAGAUUGCAUCUGGAGCAUUCUCAGGGGCCAUAGCCACAGCACUGACCAAUCCUGUCGAAGUCUUGAAGGUGCGGCUGCAAAUGAACACAAGAUCGAGCUUAGGACAAAUCCAUGAAAUGAGGAGAAUUGCUUCGGAAGAGGGAGUAAGAGCUCUUUGGAAGGGAGUUGGGCCUGCUAUGGCCAGAGCUGCCACUUUGACUGCAUCUCAGUUGGCGACUUAUGAUGAAUCCAAACAGGCGCUUAUAAAGUAUACUCACCUGGAGGAAGGAUUUCAUCUUCAUCUCAUCUCAAGUAUAAUUGCGGGGACGGUAAGCACGCUUAUGACAGCACCAAUGGACAUGGUUAAAACCCGUCUUAUGUUGCAGAGAGAAUCAAGUUGUGCCGGAAUGUAUAGAAAUGGAUUGCACUGUGCAUAUCAGGUACUUCGCACUGAAGGUCCUUCUGGUCUUUACAAAGGAGGCCUUACAAUAUUUGCAAGAUUGGCUCCACAAACCAUGAUUACUUUUGUACUCUGUGAGAAGCUACGGGGGCUGGCUGGACUAAAGGCUAUUUGAUCUUAGGCCAAUUCAUUUUCACUGAAAACCUCCUCCUCCAAAAUCAGAUACAAGAAAGGAAAUCAUAGAUAUUGAAUAUGUAGAACCUUUAUUUAUUUUGGUUCCAAUAUUCUGUAGGUUGAUGUACCAUACAUUCUUUUGAGGUAGAAGGAAUAAAACGUUUUUCCUUCCACUUCUCGAAUUUUACCUCAUGGCCAUAGGGUCAUGUUGUAUCAACUUAUAAAUGUAACAAUACAAUUGUGAAUUGUCAUCAGGCUUAUCUACAA